CCUCGCCCUAGGCGACGCGGCAGAGGUGAGCUCCCCAGCUCCCAUCCGCAUUGCAAUCACCGCUAGCGCCAGGCGAGGCUCCGCCCCAUCCAGGCGACCUUUGCAUGAUCUUGCACGACGACAAUGCCGCUGGCGAUGCCACCAGGAAGGAAGAAGAAUUGGAAGAACAGCACGGCGGCGAUCGUCCAAACAGAGAGGAGCUCCUGGAUCCCAUUCAUGGCGUAGAGCGACGCGGACGAGAUCCUCUCGAAAUUCAGCCUUCGGAUUUGCUCACGCAGGAUCAUGUUCUCCUCGCUCUCGCUAGGGGGGAGCUGGAGAUCGCUGGGAGCCUCUGGCAUGGACAUGUCCACCGAGAGAUCAAAGAGCGACGUGUAAAUGGAGUCGCCCUCUCCGCCACUCUGGACGACCAGCUCUUCCAGCCCCGAGAGAGUGUCGCUAAGAUCAUCCGAGCUGGCUGGAGAGUUCCGGCAAUCGAGCUCCUGGGCUCCUGGAGGAGGAGCUCCUGGAAGAACUUCCAUAGCCGCUACUCCAAAGCCGUCAAAGGUGGUAGCCAUACUUCCCUGGUGAUCGCUCAUCCCUGGCGUGGUUUUGGCAGUGAAGAGAUCGCGCUGCUGCUCUUGGUGGUGGAAGAACUUCGGGAAGCCAUCGUUGGCGAGCAAGGUGGUGAAGGAUUGGACGUGGAGUGGCUGUGCCUGGACGUUGCCGAGCUCUUCCUCGUCGCCAAAGUAGUGGAGCUGGUUAAAGCUGCGCUGGUGGAGCGUCCGCGCGGCCUUGGACGGAAGAACUGAGCCGCUCGAGGGCGAUGCCGCCGGUAAGAAGUUCGUGCGCGUGUUGACGCCCCGGAGCAUGCAAGCCGCCUCGUCGUAAGCUCUGGCGGCGUCCUCCGCCGUGUCGAAAGUCCCCAGCCAUAG
Selaginella moellendorffii is the source of this 911-nucleotide messenger RNA. RefSeq lists its product as uncharacterized. The record is from RefSeq and is a predicted model, not a curated record. The coding region runs from base 105 to 788 and encodes 227 amino acids. Lineage: Eukaryota; Viridiplantae; Streptophyta; Lycopodiopsida; Selaginellales; Selaginellaceae. The transcript is spliced from 4 exons.